AUGACUCUCAAUUUCGAAGCUAUUAACUUUGAAGAAGCUUCCAUUGAUAAAUGGAUUCAAUUUGCAAUGGAAAAGAGGGUUGAAAUACUUGAGUUGGAGUUUCUGGCAGAAACAAUUGCUUUCUUAGGAGAAGCUGUUGAGUUCUUACUGUCCAACUGUCCAGUUCUUGAACGAUUAUCGCUGAGUUUCGCCGGAGAUUUAGUUAGUCUAAGAGUUGUUGAUUUUCAUUUCAAGAAUGUGCCGAUGCUGGUUGAGGUAUCCAUUUCUAAGUUUGGCGUUCUUGCUGAAUUUUUAAGGGGUGUCUUCAGCCGACUCUCAUGCCAACUGUUUCAUAUAGAGAUUCCGAAGCUGGAUAUCAGAGGAGCAGUUUACCAUCAGAAUUAUAAAUUUCCAGUGCUAUCAAAUCUGAAGCAUUUGGAAUUAUUAGUUGAUGCCGACUACUGUUUGUCCCUUGUUCACUUAGCUUCUUUCAUGAACGCAGCUCCUAACUUGCAGAAACUUGUUUUUGGGUUGGGUUUCGGAUCCAAUGCGGAGAUGGCAAAAAUAGAGAAAGCUGCCCUGUGCCCCCAUCACAACCUCAAGAUAGUAGAAAUGACAGGGUAUCGUGGUCAUAAAUGUCGUGUUAAGCACGUCAAGUACUUGAUGAAGAACAAUGUUGCACUGGAGAAGAUCGUUAUUAAUCAUGUCCAGUUUUGGUGUUGGCCUACGGGAAUCGAGAGCAAUGCCCUACGGGAGAAUGAGGAAGAGAAUGCGAGAGAUAAUGCUAUUCAAUAUCUCAAGGAAAAAGUGCCUUCUACAGUAGAAUUGUAUGCCUGUAAUAGCAACUUGUCAUUGCAAUGCAGUGCUUGUCAAGAUGAUAUAUCUAGAGUUUGUACUAGCGUCAACUAG
Pyrus x bretschneideri (Chinese white pear) is the source of this 888-nucleotide messenger RNA. RefSeq lists its product as uncharacterized. Lineage: Eukaryota; Viridiplantae; Streptophyta; Magnoliopsida; Rosales; Rosaceae. The record is from RefSeq and is a predicted model, not a curated record. Bases 1 to 888 code for a protein of 295 amino acids. The transcript is spliced from 6 exons.